This is a messenger RNA of Hypanus sabinus (Atlantic stingray), 3172 nucleotides long. RefSeq names its product solute carrier family 2 member 9, like 2 (gene slc2a9l2). Gene Ontology annotation, cellular component: membrane. Bases 57 to 1625 code for a protein of 522 amino acids. Gene Ontology annotation, molecular function: hexose transmembrane transporter activity. The record is from RefSeq and is a predicted model, not a curated record. Gene Ontology annotation, biological process: monosaccharide transmembrane transport. Lineage: Eukaryota; Metazoa; Chordata; Chondrichthyes; Myliobatiformes; Dasyatidae. The transcript has 13 exons.
GGCGCUGUCAGGGUGCGAGAUUGCGGGUCACGUCACCACCGCCGGCCAUACCUGGGAUGGAGCGGAGACGGUGCGGUCUGUCCGACACCCUCGAUGAGGCUCUCCUCAGCAGCGCUUGUUGUAGUCCUUCUCACAGAACCGUAGGAAGGGGUUUGACAUGCCAUCUUCUGACUGCGUCACUAAUUGGAGCUUUUGGUUCAUCGUUUCUGUAUGGUUAUAAUUUAUCAGUAGUAAAUGCACCAGCAGUGUUUGUUAAAAGCUUUUGCAAUGAAUCAUGGAUAAGGCACUUUGGAACAGCAAUAGAAACCAAAUCGCUAACCCUUCUUUGGUCUGUAACCAUCUCCAUUAAUGCCAUCGGUGGUCUAUUUGGGGCACUUAUUGUAAUCCCUCUAUUGAAAUAUUUGGGAAGGAAGGGGGCUCUUCUCCUGAAUAAUGGGUUUGCAAUUGUUGCUGCUUUAUUGAUGGCCCUAUGUGAAAAUGCUGAUUCCUUUCAGAUGUUGAUUGUGGGACGUUUUGUCAUUGGAGUGAAUGGAGGAAUAUCUCUCAGUGCCCUUCCAAUGUACCUGGGUGAAAUUUCACAGAAACAGAUGCGUGGCUCCUUGGGGCAGAUGGUGGGCAUUUUCAUCUGUGUUGGUGUCUUCAUUGGCCAGGUCCUGGGAUUGCCAGAGAUACUUGGCACGGAGUCCCUUUGGCCUUUAAUGUUCGGGCUAAAUGCAGUUCCAGCCCUGAUACAACUUGCUGUUCUACCCUUCCUUCCUGAAAGCCCUCGGUACUUGCUGUUUGAAAAGAAUGAUGUUUCUAAAGCCAGAAAAGCAUUUCAAGUCUUUUAUGGGAAGGAAGAUGUCACUGAGGAACUGGAGGAAGCCUUGUCAGAGAGAAAACUCCAGAGCGAAAUCCACUUGGUUUCAGUCUUAGACCUACUUCGAAAGAAGUGUGUACGGUGGCAAGUCAUCACAGUUGUUGUCAUCAUGGCCUGCUACCAACUUUGUGGGUUGAAUGCUAUUUGGUUUUACACAAAUAGUAUCUUUAAAGACGCAGGCAUAAGGGAGGAUCACAUCCCAUACCUCACUCUGAGCACCGGUGGCGUUGAGAUUGUGGCUUCAGUUCUUUCAUGUUUGGGCAGAGAUCUGUGCCAUCACCUGGGAACCUUCACAAGGCCUUGUGACCUCACGUCAAAGCUCAAAAAAAUUUCAGAUUUCAGAGACGUUCUGAUUUUGGAAUUUUGGGGUCUGACCAUUGAAAGACUUGGCCGAAAGCCUCUUCUCAUUGGUGGAUUUUGUCUCAUGUCAUUCUUCUUUGGAUUACUCACGCUUUCACUUAACCUGCAGGAUAAAGUGUUCUGGAUGUCAUACGUGAAUGUGUUAUCCAUUCUUGGUGUAAUCACAUCAUUUUGCAUUGGUCCAGGUGGGAUUCCUUUUGUGCUAACCAGUGAGAUGUUUGAUCAGUCUUGUCGAUCUUCUGCGUUCAUGAUUGGUGGGACCGUGAUCUGGCUUUCCAACUUUUUGGUUGGACUUCUUUUUCCUUUUAUCCAGAUCCUACCACUCACUUCAACACAGCAACUCUUCAAGGUGGCCAGUUCAGCUACUAACCAGCACUUUUCCAUGAUAUGGGAGAAAGCUGAGUAAACCAGGGCGAAUAUUUAAUCUCUACACAGACAGUAUCUGGAUUUCUGGCGCUGUGAGGCAAUCUGUAACUCUACCUUAAAGGUCAAGAUGGCGCCACUGUAUAAUACUCCCUCAGUCGACAUCUUCCAGAUAGCCCACGAAAAUGUCUGCUUUACUUCUUCUACAUCUGUUUUUCACCAUAAAUGUGUUUCUGGGACCGAUAGAGCCGGCGGUUUGCAGUUUAGAGGCCUCUCUGCCUCGUGUGGUGUCCCUUUCUUUCGAUGAAUGUCGGUGAUACUAGAGGAUGCUGUCAUGGUUCUGUGUUUAUGGACUGUGGACUUUUUCAGACUUAGACUUUUUAUAUUCAGUGUUUUUAUCACCUGUUCCUUUUCCGUUUUGUUGUGCAAGGGGAGGGUCUUUGUGAGUUGAUGUUCCGUUCUGAUCUGUAGUUUUUUGUGCGGGAGGAGGGAGUUGAUGAUCAGGAUGUUUUUCUUUUUGUGUGUGGGGGGGUUAUAAUGUCUCUCUCUGAACGACUUUUAUGUUUUUUUGUUUCAUGGCUAUUAGGAGAAGACAAAUUUCAAACUUGUAUAUGAAUACAUGCUUUGGCAAUAAACGAACUUUUGAACCAGCUGCAUCACUGUGCUGUCUAUUGGUAUUCAAAUCGACUUUCCACUAUUUCAGGACUAUACUUAUCCCUUCACAUAACAACGGUGAAAGGCUUAUUGAGAAAGUAAGGAGGCUUUGGAUCCAAGGGGACAUUGCUUUGUGGAUCCAGAACUGGUUUGCCCACUGAAGGCAAAGAGUGGUUGCAGACGGGUCAUAUUCUGCAUGGAGGUUGGUGGCCAGUAGUGUGCCUCAGGGAUCUGUUCUGGGACCCAUACCCUUCGUAAUUUUUAUAAAUGACCUGGAUGAGGAAGUGGAGGGAUGGGUUAGUAAAUUUGCUGAUGACACCAAGGUUGGAGAUGUUGUGGAUAGUGUGGAGGUCUGUCAGAGGUUACAGCAGGACAUUGAUAGGAUGCAAAACUGGGCUGAGAAGUGGUAGAUGGAGUUCAUCCCAGCCAAGUGUGAAGUGGUUCAUUUUGGUAGGUCAAUUAUGAUGGCAGAAUAUAGUAUUAACAGUAAGACUUGGCAAUGUGGAGGAACAGAGGGAUCUUGGGUCUGAGUCCGUAGGACACUCAAAGCUGCUACACAGGUUGAUUCUGUGGUUAAGAAGGCAUACAGUGCAUUGGCCUUCAUCAACUGUGGGAUUGAGUUUAGGAGCUGGGAGGUAAUGUUAGAGAUAUAUAGGACCGUGAUCAGACCCCACUUGGAGUGCUGUGCUCAAUUCUGGUCGCCUCAUCAGAAGGAUGCGGAAACCAUAGAAAGUGUGCAGAGGAGAUUUACAAGGAUGUUGCCUGGAUUGGGAAGCAUGCCUUAAGAGAAUAGAUUGAGUGAACUUGGCCUUUUCUCCUUGGAGCGACAGAGGACGAGAGGUGACCUGAUAGAGGUGUAUAAGAUGAUGAGAGGCAUCAAUCAUGUGGAUAGUCAGAGGCUUUUUCCCAGGGCUGAAAUGGCUAUCACGAGAGGGC